UGAGAGGACCAUCAUGGUGCAAGCUUUUCAGCACACCACAAGAAUGUUACAAGUGACAUUUUAAAGAAGAUUAAUACCUGUAGAGUGGCUCAAGAGCACAAAAACAAAAGCUUUCAAACAAUAGUGCGAACGAAAAGAAUUGGACCCACACACGGGAAACUUGUGAGGGAUGAGAACUAAGCCGAAUGCAUGACCUGGAAGUUAAAAUUGACACUGCUGGAGCUUUGCGUAUCUCAGAAACCCUUCACAGAGUCCAGAGACCAUGAAGCUUACCGGGACUAUCCUUAAACUGGAGUGCACUCAUGGCAGCACAGAGACUAAACUGUUAAACAACAUGAUGCUGGUUCCUCUACGAGCAAAUAAAACAGGUUCAGUAGUGUCAGCAUCCUCCUCAUCCCUGUCAGGGGCCGAUGGCGCGAAGACUCAAUGCUUCAUAUGUGCAGACAGAGCCACAGGUAAACAUUACGGUGCACCCAGUUGCGAUGGCUGCAAGGGCUUCUUCAGGAGGAGCAUUCGCAACAACCACACUUACAGCUGUAGGUUCGACAGGCAAUGCAUUGUGGACAAAGACAAAAGGAACCAGUGCCGCUACUGCAGACUACGAAAGUGUUUCAAGGCCGGAAUGAGAAAGGAAGCUGUUCAGAAUGAGAGAGACUGCAUCAACAGUCAGAGAGCCAAGGAGCAGACAGUGGGCACUUUGUCCAUCAGUGUGCUGCUGCAGGCAGAGACCACUGUUCAGCAGUUCCCAGCACUUCUCUCUCCUAGGAGCCAUGACAUCACCACCAAGAAGACAGCAGGUGUGGGAGAGGUGUUCGAGUCCAUGAAGCAGCAACUCCUCCUGCUGGUGGAAUGGGCUAAACACAUCCCAGAGUUUUGUAGCCUUCCAAUAGAUGACAGGGUAACCCUUCUACGAACCCACUCUGCAGAACAUCUUAUCUUAGGGGCAGCAAGACGCUCACUGCCUUACAAUAAUGUCAUUCUUCUAGGUAAUGACUUUGUGAUUCCGCCGAGAGGUGCAGAAGUAGAGAUAUCCAGAGUGGCAUUCAGAAUUCAAGAGGAGCUGGUCAAACCUCUCAGAGAGCUGGUCAUCACAGACAAAGAGUUUGCUUGCCUCCGGACGAUUGUCUUCUUUGCCCCAGACUGUUCGGGACUUAAGAGUCCUCAGGUGGUUCGACAUCUCCGUUUCCAGGCCCAUCUUCUCUUAGAAGAAGCAACAUGUGAGCAGCGAGGAAGGUUUGGGGAACUCCUGCUGAUCCUGCCUCCCCUGCAGAGUGUGGCCUGGCAGAUGGUUGAGACUCUUCACUUAGCACAGCUGCUUGGCGAGGCCAAAAUGGACAGCCUGCUGCAGGAAAUGUUGCUAGGGGAGGGAACUGAAACGGGACAAGGAGUCUGUACAGUUUGUCCUGUGCCUGCAGGAAAUGACCCUACUCAAGACCAGCAGAAUGACCUGAAUGCUUCACCUGCAACCUUCCCAUCUGUGAUCUGUCAUGCUUCAAUGGCUCCUACAAGUGGCUUCCUUGCUGCCCACAUAGACUGGCACUGAGGUGUACAGACAUGGAGAGUCUGCCAGCGUGCCCACAACAUACCGAAGGCACCUGUCCACACCAAGAAACCCCGUGAAAAACAACUUAACUGAGGAAACCGGGAAAUGCUACAAGUUCAAACCAGCAAACAUACUAAUACUCACACUCAGCUGCAUACAUACAUAAGCUACAUACAUGCAAUUAUGAAUCACUACUGAGAAAAUAAUGUUAUUGUUAUCUGAGAAACAACAAAAAAUAUAAAGUUUAUAUUUUAUACAGGAACUCAUGAAAAAUUGGAAUAAUGACAUGCAACACUUUCUAAUGAUGAGUGCAAAAGAAAGCUAAGGCACACACUACAGUAAGUAACAAAUUAUAGCAUAAUACGUAGAAAGCUGAAAUGCAAAAUCCAUCAUCUGUCAGCAGAGGGCACAAAAAGCCAGUGCUUGAACAUAUUAGUUGGAGCUGUGGGGCUAUUGUUUUAUCCCAAAUGAAAGCCUUGACUAAUGGUGUCAACAAUUUGCUGCGGAAAUAAUUAAAGGAGUGUAAAAAAAAAAAAGAAUAUUUUAAAUAAAAACAGUUAUCACCAUCAACCAGAUACCUGCUGUACCUGUUCCUGAAAGAAUUCACUUAGAUGAGCAGUGAAGGUUGUUAUUAGAAAGGUUUGAUGUGAUGAGUGAUGAGGGCUCAACAGCACUGAAGCUUAGAGGCUCAGGGGUAAAACUCAGUGGCAAAAUUAUGGUCUGCAACCCGUUUCUUCUUUCUUGCUACCCUCAUUGUUUUGUUGCCUUCAUCCCCACAAAGAAAUCCAUCCUUUCCUCUACCAUGGAGGCAUGGACAGCAAUACUCACAGCAGUAUGUAUAAUCUAAACAUAUUAUUGACUGUUAGUUCCUUUGUCCUGAAUAUCUACCACAUGUGCUUUCCUAAAAACUAAAUACUUAGAUGUUGUCUUUUAAGACAACAUCAGGUCGGUGACAUAUUAGCAUACUCUUAACUAGUGGAAGAAUCAUCAGUUUUGGAAGAAGUAUAUAAAACAAUAUGUAACUUUAAUGUGGUUUGGUGUAAUUCGAGAAAAAGAAUUGCUUCUUCAGCAAAGACCCUGGAAAUUUUCUGGAAGUUUCUAUUUCCUUUACAGCAAAUGCAGAACAGUGUUUGGCACAGAAAGUAUGCCCCAACCACAUGUUUGACGCAGAAGAAAAAGAAUAAAUACACUAAAAGAACUGUAUAUUUACAAUUUUAAAAAAAGACCUUUUUCUAACGUUUCUAACUUAAAUAAAUACAUUUUCCUGCUUAUUUUAAUGGUAGAGCACAGAAAAUUAAAGGAAACGUGCCAAAAUCACGUUCUGUCUGCAGAAAGACCUUUUUUGAUGGCUGAAUCAAUAGAUAGUGCAGUUGACUCUUUCUCUAUUGCCCUGAAAAAAACAACAAACAAAAUGAUUGUCCGGCAACUUUCCUCAAACUUUUCCUGAAGUUAAAAAAAAUAAUAAUUGGAAACAACAUGUAGUGAUUACAAAAUCUGAGGUUUCAAAUUUAUCUGUGUUGACCUACAUUCACCAAUCAGCACGUGUGGGAGAAUUGAGAAACAGUUUUAUCAUGAAUGGGAGGAUUUUUGGAAACAAAAAGAUGAGUGGAAAAAUCUCCAAAUGGGCAUUUUUUCUGAAAAACUUUCUGUGCAACAACACAACUCUUAAGUCAGACUCAGGUACUUUUAAUGAUAUACGGUGCCAGCAGGACUGCUUCACUGAAUAUAGUCUAAAUAAACUUGAGUUUCCCAAACAGACUCUGUCACAGUGUUCAUCUUUGAAGGGUUCAGGUUAGGGACUGUAAUUACGCAAUCAUAUCUAUUUGAACUGACAAAUAAUUAGAAGUGGAUUGUUCAUUUUUCACAUACUCGCCCAGCACUGACUCUCACAGCCAAUCAAACAGUUAAUUAGGCUUUUAAACGGGAACACAAGAUAGCUGCCAAAUUGGGGUCCUUGUCAUACUCGGGUUUCAUUGUCACUGUAAAAAGGUAAGCAGUGACACUGCUGUGAUGUCUUUUUACUUCCCAAGGCCCUGCUGUGAGGCAGUCUAUUGAUCUGUCAAGCUCAGCAGAGAGCGAAGUGAUGCUGAAGUGUUAAAAGCUGAAUACUUGCUCUCAGUUGUCAGUGUCAUCCCUUACAUUCACAGUGGAGGGAGUCCAGAGGCAGGGCUUUUUUUUUGUCUCUGCUAAAUGUUCUUUUAAAAACAAUAUUUAACCUCUUUAGUUUCUACAUCAAAGAUCAGCUGUCUGCUUUUCAUGUAGGAGAGUCACAAAUUUGUUGGAGCUUCUUGAAUUUCUGCUGUACAAAUAUUGUCCUGUGUUGAAUCGCGCUCUUAAAGGGCAUAAAGGGCUUAAUUAUGACACAGUAAUAUUUGGUUGUGCCAGGAAUUCAGAAAAAAGAAGGGAAACGAUAAUAUCAUCAAACCAAGACAUGUUAACAAUCAUACCUUCAGCCAUGCAAGUUCUAAAGUUUUUAUUGAAACCACACGAAUUUCCAAAAUUUGAUGACCUGUACCAUUUGGAACAAAAGAAUAGUAUACAGAGUUAAGUAAGUAAAAGUAAGUUAAAUUCGGAUUUGUGAAAAAAAAUAAAAGAAAGACUGAGAAACUCUUGUGGUAAACCCCAUAGUUUAAAGACAAACACAUGAUUACAGAUUGUUAGUAUUCUAAAAAAGUUUCAAACUCCACAGAUUAAUGCUAAAUCUCCACCUCAUGGUUGACAUCCUUUGAGAAUAACAGUACUAAAGUAGCAUUGAUUUUCUGGAGGACCUCUGCAUAAUGUCCAAGUGGUGGAGUAUGUGCAAAAGAAGA
This is a messenger RNA of Neolamprologus brichardi, 4353 nucleotides long. It is a transcript of the gene hnf4b, whose product is annotated as hepatic nuclear factor 4, beta. The record is from RefSeq and is a predicted model, not a curated record. Gene Ontology annotation, biological process: regulation of DNA-templated transcription. Gene Ontology annotation, molecular function: DNA-binding transcription factor activity; zinc ion binding; RNA polymerase II cis-regulatory region sequence-specific DNA binding. Lineage: Eukaryota; Metazoa; Chordata; Actinopteri; Cichliformes; Cichlidae.